This is a messenger RNA of Knipowitschia caucasica, 825 nucleotides long. NCBI's taxonomy places the organism in Eukaryota, Metazoa, Chordata, Actinopteri, Gobiiformes, Gobiidae. The record is from the annotation of a GenBank genome assembly.
AUGGCGGCGGCUUGUUCUGCGAGGUCUGGACGGCUGCGGGCGUUUGUCCAGCGGCAUCAGGCUACACGGUGGUUCUCUGAGAAUGGCGACAAAGGCUGGUUCCGUUCCUUAUUUGUCCACAAAGUAGAUGCCAGGAAAGAUGCCCACUCCAACCUGCUGUCAAAGAGGGAAACCAGCAACCUGUACAAAAUCCAAUUUCAUAACGUCAAACCUGAGUGCCUGGAGACGUACAACAGUCUUGAGGCAGAGGUGCAGAAUAAGCUCCAUCAUGAUGAGGAUUACCCAUGUGAGGUGGUGGGGAGUUGGAAUACUUGGUAUGGAGAGCAAGAUCAAGCUGUGCAUCUUUGGCGAUACAGAGGAGGGUACCCUGCUUUGACUGAAUGCCUUCAAAAGUUGAACAAGAACAAGGAGUAUUUGGAUUUCCGGAAAGAACGGGCCAAGAUGCUGAUCUCAAGACGUAAUCAGCUUUUAUUGGAGUUCAGCUUUUGGAAUGAACCCCUAUCCCGCCCUGGACCUAACAUCUAUGAAAUGCGUACAUAUAACUUAAAGCCUGGGACCAUGAUUGAAUGGGGAAACCACUGGGCGAGGGCCAUCAAACACCGACAGGAGAACAAUGAAGCAGUGGGGGGAUUCUUCUCUCAGAUUGGUGACCUGUAUGUCGUUCAUCAUUUGUGGGCCUAUGAAAAUUUACAGUCACGUGAAGAAACGAGAAAUUCUGCCUGGCAAAAGGAGGGAUGGGAUGCAAGUGUCUAUUAUACAGUACCUUUGAUUAGAAGUAUGGAGUCUAGAAUAAUGAUCCCCACCAAAAGUUCACCUUUGCAAUGA